UCUCUCUCUCUCUCUCUCUCUCUCUCUCUCUGAGGAAGUGGGCGUCUCUGACACAUUCAGCUCUUCAUGUUAAACAUGUAACCAGGAAAGAAACACUCAAAACUCAUCUGAACACACGCCGAGAGCUUCAGAAGAACUGAAUCUACUAACAACUGAGAAGAUCAUUUAAUAAGAGAAGAAUGAAGAUCAUCUGGACUUUCACUCUGAUGAUGAUUCCUGGUGUCUUGAGCUCCAUGAGUGUGAUCGGAUAUUCAGGAGGAGGAGUCAACAUCACAUGCAAAUAUAAUAAAGCAUAUACAGAGAAUAAAAAGUAUUUUUGUAGAGGAAAGAUGCCAAAAAACCCAAAGUCUAAAUGGUGUUCUGACCUCAUCCGGACUAAUGAAACAGAUAAAUGGUUUUAUAAUGGAAGAUUCUCUCUGUAUGACGACACAAGUUCAGCAGUCUUCACUGUGACCCUCAGAAAUCUGACAGAAGAGGAUUCUGGGACGUACCAGUGUGGAGUUGAUUUAACUAAAGGAAAAGAUUUCUACACUGAAGUGAAUCUGAAGGUUUUAACAGAGACAAACCCUCACAGAACAACAUCAUCAUAUACAGCUCCAGCGAUCACAUCUGCGUCUCCUGCGACAGGCUCUCCUCUGACGGUCAGUGUGUGUGUGUUUCUGCUUCUGAUCAUCGCUGGACUCGUGUUGGGGACCGUGACUCUCUGCAGGAGGCGUCGCUCUCACAGUAAAACUCAAUCCUCCAUCUUUACUCUCUUUAAAGGCUCGUCAUCCAAAAGAUCUCAAGUCACACCAGGAAACAAUGAAGAGGUUUCCUGCGCUGGUUGUGAUUACAAGGAGAGUAAAGAAUUACCCACAAGCCCCUCUCAUUUCUAUCUGAAAGCCACUGGUGACUCUCAGGAUUACAGUGAAUACACUACUGUCUAUUAUGUCAUGACAGCAGAUGAACUGAUGCAUUCACACUGUAAAAAAAAUCCUAAUUUCACAGAAAAUUACUGAGAUUUUUGACGAUCAUUUUCUUUAAUUUUAAAUUGUACUCAAAACACUGUAAAAUUACAAAUAAUAUCUACAAAAUAAAAAU
Molecule: messenger RNA, 1080 nt
Organism: Pimephales promelas (fathead minnow)
Lineage: Eukaryota; Metazoa; Chordata; Actinopteri; Cypriniformes; Leuciscidae
Product: CMRF35-like molecule 5
Cellular component (GO): plasma membrane
Molecular function (GO): transmembrane signaling receptor activity
Source: RefSeq, a predicted model, not a curated record